Molecule: messenger RNA, 357 nt
Organism: Hansenula anomala
Lineage: Eukaryota; Fungi; Ascomycota; Saccharomycetes; Phaffomycetales; Wickerhamomycetaceae
Gene: CGR1
Product: Cgr1p
Exons: 2
Coding region: 1-357 (118 amino acids)
Source: RefSeq, a predicted model, not a curated record
AUGUCAUCCCAAGAAGAAAAUAGAGAAGUCCAAAACUUAGGUAAAGGUGACAGAGUUAACGGAAAGAACUGGAAGGUUGAAAAAGCCGCAUUCAGAGUUAAAAGUUUAGGUGUUAAAUCUACUUGGGCUAAGAAGCAAGAACAAAGAUUGAAAGAUGAGCAAGUCAAAGCUAAGCUUAAAGAACUAAAAGAUGAAAAAGAAAAUGAAAAGAAAGAACGUAUUCAAGCUAUAAAGGACAGAAGAGCCAAACAAGAAGAGAAAGAAAGAUAUGAAAAGAUGGCUGCCAAAAUGCAUGCUAAGAAGGUUGAAAGAAUGCGUAAAAGAGAAAAAAGAAAUAAACUACUUAAAGACCGUUGA